AAGAGGUAAGAACCAGACAGGCAAGGCAACCAUUGGAAGAAGCAAAAGGGGACAUUAGUUGCAAAGGAGAACCCUAAAUCGUCAUCCUCUUCUUCUUCUGUGGCUGUCACAGAAAUCACGUGAUUUUUUCCCCUUAGCCUCAUCGAUUCCACGAUUAAGUACGAAACACCAACGAACUUUGAUUCUGGCUGCCAAAAAUUAAGAGGGCCACUGCCACUCGGACUUGCGGGUCGUUGAAUCUCAAGUAAGCUUCGAAUCUCAUCUCUCUCACUUCACAAUCCACGAGGGUUUUUUCCUCUCGGAUUUCAAAAUUUUCCGGUGAAUUUAAUAGAUGGUUGGGUGUUGGUUGACAUUUAUAGCUGCGUUUUGAGAUGAUUGACUUCGCGGGUCAUGCGAAAGUUAGCUCCUUUUUAUAUGUUUCAUGUGUCUGAAGAGCAAUUCUAGAUCUGAGUUUUAGGGUUUAGGGCACAAAGUCUGCGAAUUUCGUGAGCAGAAAACAUGGGUCAUAAGUUCUGGGAGAAUCAGGAAGAUCGAGCGGUGGUGGAGUCCAUUAUUGGGUCCGAAGCUUGCGAGUUCUUAAUCUCGUCGGCUUCGAACAGUUCUCUGUCCAAAUUGGUCGUGCCCCCAAAUGAUCCCAAUCUGCAACAAGGUUUACGCCAUGUCGUCGAAGGUUCGGAUUGGGAUUACGCCAUCUUCUGGUUGGCUUCGAGCCUCAGCAACUCCGAUGGUUGCCUCUUGAUCUGGGGCGAUGGCCAUUGCCGUGCUCCAAAGGGCAAAAGGGGAAUUUCGAAUGAUGUAGAUCCGAAGCAAGAAGAGGUGAAAAGGCUUGCGCUUCAGAAGCUUCACAUGUCAUUUGGUGGCUCAGACCAUGAUAAUUCAAUGGCGCAGUUGGAAGGUGUAACUGAUCUUGAGAUGUUUUUUCUCGCAUCCAUGUAUUUUUCGUUCCGUUGUGAAUCGGCUAAGUAUGGCCCUGCUGGGAUUUAUACGACUGGGAAGCCGCUUUGGGCAGCGGAUUUGCCGAGCUGUUUGAAUUAUUACCGGGUUAGGUCGUUCUUGUCGAGAUCAGCGGGGUUUGAGACAGUGCUGUCUGUACCAGUGAAGUCCGGGGUUGUGGAACUCGGUUCCUUCAGGACGAUUCCAGAAGAUAAGAGUGUGAUAGAGAUGGUGAAGGCAGUGUUUGGGGCAGCCGACCCUAUUCAGACGAAAGCAGCUCCAAAGAUCUUCGGUCGGGAACUGAGCCUUGGCGGGUCGAAACCACAGACAAUGAGCAUAAACUUCUCCCCUAAGAUGGAGGAUGAUUCUGGUUUUUCCCUGGAGUCCUAUGAUGCGAUCGGAGGUUCAAACCAAGUAUAUGGUUACGAGCAAGGGAAAUACGACGUGUUGUGUCUAACCGACGAGCAGAAGCCGAGGAAGAGAGGGAGAAAACCGGCAAACGGGAGGGAAGAGGCUCUGAACCACGUGGAAGCAGAACGGCAGCGGAGGGAAAAGCUUAACCAGAGGUUUUACGCCUUGAGAGCCGUCGUGCCCAACAUCUCGAAGAUGGAUAAGGCUUCACUACUCGCGGACGCAAUCACUUAUAUCACUGACCUGCAGAAGAAAAUCCGAGUUUUUGAAACCGAGAAACAGAUAAUGAACAGGAGGGAGAUUAAUCAGACACCUCCUGCAGAGAUCGAUUUUCAGCAAAGGCAAGAUGAUGCGGUCGUGAGGCUAAGCUGUCCGUUGGAGACGCAUCCUGUUUCAAAAGUGAUACAAGCGUUCAGAGAGAAUCAAGUCACGGCCCACGAUUCUAACGUGACCGCGACAGAGGAUUGCAUGGUUCAUACGUUCAGUGUCCGAGCUCAGGACGGUGUUACGGCAGAGCAGUUGAAGGAGAAGCUCGCGGCGUCGUUUUCGCAGUGAGCAAACGGUCUGUUUAGCUUCCCAUCUUAUUCGUCUCUUUUGUAAUAUUGUUACAGUAACAGUAACUAGUGACGUACCUUGUCUACUGUUUUUGAGUUUUAACUCUUGUUCUGUAUCUUA
This is a messenger RNA of Tarenaya hassleriana, 2019 nucleotides long. RefSeq names its product transcription factor bHLH3. Lineage: Eukaryota; Viridiplantae; Streptophyta; Magnoliopsida; Brassicales; Cleomaceae. Gene Ontology annotation, cellular component: nucleus. Gene Ontology annotation, molecular function: protein dimerization activity; DNA-binding transcription factor activity; transcription cis-regulatory region binding. Gene Ontology annotation, biological process: regulation of DNA-templated transcription. Bases 499 to 1899 code for a protein of 466 amino acids. The record is from RefSeq and is a predicted model, not a curated record. The transcript has a single exon.